Messenger RNA from Eutrema salsugineum, 843 nucleotides. Its product is annotated as cold-regulated 413 plasma membrane protein 3. The record is from RefSeq and is a predicted model, not a curated record. Lineage: Eukaryota; Viridiplantae; Streptophyta; Magnoliopsida; Brassicales; Brassicaceae. Bases 101 to 667 code for a protein of 188 amino acids. Gene Ontology annotation, cellular component: membrane. The transcript is spliced from 4 exons.
AGUUCCUUUUUGGGUCUUAUUAUUCUUUGUCUAUUCUUUAUAACUCUGAAUUCUGCUCUGAAUCUCUUACUCUGUUUUCUAUUUUUUUUUAUUUGGAAAAAUGGAAAAUUUCGAGUAUUUGAAUGAGCUUCAAGUCGCUGCAGAGAAGAUGGUUCAGAGCUAUGGCGUUAUAGUUUUGGUCACGUUGUUCUUCAGAUGGACGGCGUCCUUCGCUGCAGUUCUUCUGAUGAUAUUGGAUGGAACGAAAUGGAAGUCAACUAAUAUGUGGACUUCACUAUUAGCUCCUUAUCUCUUCUUUAGCCUUCCUCUUGUUAUUUUCCAGUUCUUGAGCGGGGAGUUCGGGAAAUGGAGCGCUCUCUUCACAGUCAUUCUCAAGCUUUUUCUCCCAAACCAUUUUCCUGAGUCACUAGAGAUUCCGGGUACAACGCUUCUUCUUAUUGUGACUGCACCGGUUUUCUUCGUGGAAACAUUCAGAGACCAGCCAAACGGCCUGAGAGAUCCAGCAAGUGUGUGCGUACUCACGAGCUGUUACCUUCUAAGUAAACACACUAAAGCUUGUGGUGGUCACAAAAACUCAUUCACUCAAAAGGACAAAAUCACUUACACUAUUUGUCUUUAUCUUCUCUUUAUCUAUCCUUUUUGGUCCUCAGUUACUUACCUCUUCUAAGAUCAACUCUUCAAAAUGACAAAAACCAGACAUUUUGUCUCAGUUUAGGUCGAUCGUGAAUGAAAGUGUCAAAUUUAUCAAACUUUUAAAACACUGAUUGUUUGUUUGCGAAAGUGUUUGUUGUUUACAGCGAAUGUAUAUAUACUUAUGCAUUAUUUUACAUAUCUUGGUGAUUA